Molecule: messenger RNA, 2191 nt
Organism: Sinocyclocheilus rhinocerous
Lineage: Eukaryota; Metazoa; Chordata; Actinopteri; Cypriniformes; Cyprinidae
Product: transmembrane protein 51-like
Exons: 3
Coding region: 342-1082 (246 amino acids)
Source: RefSeq, a predicted model, not a curated record
GAACAGGUCUGUUAAAGGGUUAAAUCUGGACUGCAGGGACAGGACGAUGUUCAUGUCUGUGAAACUCGAGGCCAAACCGCUUUAAGAAAUUAAAGUUCAGUUUCUUAAGGAAUGUUACAAAAGCUCCGGUGUACGUGUACAUCAUUGGAUUAAAAGUGGUUUCAUCCAGCAUUUAAACGGGGUUGGUCUCCUAAACACAAAGAAGAGCAUUUUUCUGGAGCGGGUCAGUGCUCCAAAAAAGACAGGAAAAAAUGAGAUAAGGUUUUUAGGCAUUUCGACAGGCACAGGAAUACAAACAACGUGUCCGGAGGAGAUUCGAGUCCACGGGAAGGUUUGGAAGCAUGUCCUACAGCGACCAGACUCCACCCAGCCCCAGCAGGACCAGUGGCAGUAGCUCUGGGGCGCAGUAUGCUACUGCCGCGCUGGGCGUGGGCCUAAUUGCUCUGGGGAUAGUCAUGAUUGUGUGGAGCGUGGUGCCGGCAGGGUCCGGAGGGAACAGCUCCACACCCGGCAUGGAUCAAGGUCAAGCUCGAGAGACCUCAUCCGUGGCGUUCGUCCUAGUAGGGGGAGGAGUGGCGCUUCUGCUGCUGUCUGUGUGUCUGAGCGUACGGAACAAACAGCGGGCGGCUCGGGGACAGGAAGCUGCCAGUACACCUGCAAACACAGGGGAGGGGGCUACGAUAGAGCAACUAGCUCAAAACUACAUGGUCCCCACUUACGAGGAGGUGGUAAUGAGUGGCCAAUAUCCCAUCAGUCAGUCCUCUGAGCGACACAACAGCAUCACCCAGCUGCCAGCCUAUGACGAGCUAGAGGAAGAUCAGCACACUGCCGAGGAUGGAUUCAGCCCAGCACGCAGACCUUCAUCCCAAAUCGACCCCAGCACUGGAGCGGGCGGCCAAAGAAACGGCCGUCCCGGGCGCAAGCUGAUUCCCCUUAAAAUUAGGCGCAUAAAAUCUGACAACCUUAGAAGGAAAAGCUUAAGCGAUAUUCAGCAGACUAACGUGUUCACCAUCGAACCCCUCACACCACCUCCACAGUAUGACGAUAAGCUCCCUCCACUUCCUACAAACACACAACAGUGAGGCGUGCUGGAGGUUUACACUAACACUAUGCAGUCUGCCUACCUCCUUUACGAAUCAUUACUGCACUGGACUCCAUAUUACUCCUCUGGACAGGACGUGUCACUAUCAGCAGCACAGAGGAGGCAGUAGUGUGUAAAGGUGGAGAGCCUUAAUUAUGUCUUCCUGUGUUGGCUGUAUAUUUCCUGUUUAGCCAAAAAAAAAAAAAACUAAUAAAAAAAGUUGCAGCUGAUUGGAUUAAAACUGAACUGGAAUUUUGAAAGAUGUUUACUGAACAACUGUUGGUCUUGAUCUAGGCUGGUCUUGUCAGGCUUGAAAUUCAGCAUUCAAGCUGUCCAGACCUUUAUUUCAUAGGACGUCCACAAGAAUUUCCGAAGAAAUGUGAAACUGUGUAAGCUGCGAGCCACAUCAGCACUGUUGCGUUUUUUGCACUGAUUUGUGUGUGUCGGGUGUGAGUGCAUGUGGUGUUUUGUUUUUGUUUUUGUAAAUUUUCCAUGAACUUUGCUUUAGUUCUUGUGUUUGUGUGUAAGUAUGCUUGUUCUUAGUGACCUUGUUGCCGGAGUGACAAACCGUGAGGUCAUCAGUAUGUGUCUCUCCUCAUGGUUUACGACACAGAGAGGUUCUUUGACCCUGCAGCUGCCUUAUACCACUCUCUCACCAACACACACCACCAGACACAGAGAAUUUCUUGUCUCCCUUUUUCACUAACUUGAUUACACAAACACUCAGUCUUUGCAUCCCUUUAUUUUUAACUUUUAAUGUUGAUUAGUGUGAAGACAACUGUGUUUCUCAUAGGGCAGCUGUGGCAUCUCCAUGCUGUGAGGUUCAAGCUCCCAGUCAUCUGUCUGCACUUGUGUUACUGCUCUAAACACUCCAGGAUUUUCACAUUAAGACACACCUGUAGCUGGUUAUUACUGAAAUCAGUGUUUCUUCUUCUGGAAUUUUUACUGAUGCCACUGCAGUUUAAGAUAGACAUGGAUGGAAAAAUGUUGCUGAAUCUCAUGUGCUAUUUAAUGAUAUGUUGUAUGUUUCUUCUGUUUAUUUUUUUUCUUCUAUUUUUGUUAUAUUCUGAUUGUAAGCUAGUAUGGCAUGAGAAAUAAAAACAUUUUGAC